AAAUGUCAAAUAGUCUCUCUACAAACUGCGCCGAGAACGCGCGUCAAUCGAGAUACGAUCCGAGACUCGAAUAAAUAAUCGAAUACGAAAAAUAAUAACAACAUUAACUAAUACUAAAGAGAAAAACAAAAAACGAUCCUGUGUUCGAAUCUUGUACAUUCACAAUUUUUUUUUCAAAAAUCGAGUCGGGUUCAAUCGAUUGUUUACAGUGCAAUUCAUUGACAUUUGUAUAUUUUUGCGAUAAUCACAAGGAAAGGUGAAGCCGAGUGAAUGUGUUUACAUCGGCAUUGUAUCGGAUGACAAAAUAGUGGGAACUUGAUUUUUUUUGCGAUUGUUUUGACAGACAAUUUCCUUGUAAUUAGUCUUUCAUUGAUUGAUUGUGAGUAAUGUUAGUUUGAGUACGUGUAAAGUGCAUCAUGGGCAAUAUGUACAUGUUGUUGUGUGCAACAGUCGUCUGUUUGCUGUUGGCCGAUGUCAACACACAGGGUAAUCCAAAGCCUAAAGUUCCUCUAACGAGGUUCACGUGUCAGGGAAGAGGAUCAGGAUACUAUGCUGAUGUCGACACUGGGUGUCAGGUGUACCACAUGUGUGACGGGCUGGGUCGUCAGUUCAGCUACAAGUGCCCCAACAUGACGCUGUUCCAACAACGCAUGCUCAUCUGCGACCACUGGUACAUGGUCAACUGCUCCAUGUCCGAACGGGAUUAUACUGCUAACCUGCUUAUUGGUCAACGCGACAAGCCGUUCGUAUCUGACGAUGAGAUGCGUCUGCGCACGCCGCGUCCCGACAUUCUGUCCGCGCCGCCGUACAACCCCUACUAUGACGUGCUGAGGGAGGCUGAAUCACAGUUCCCUGCGCUCCCAAGCAACAGUAUCGUGGGUGUAGCUAACUCCAUUUCUGACGGAGACAACAAUGACCUGGACAGCGGCAAGAGGAACUACCGCCCCCCUACAGGCUGGUCCACCGGUCGCAAGAAUCGCGUCAGGCCCACCGCCAGCCCCAACACGAACUUCGCUUCCAGAGACUUCGAUAACCUCGAUGAAGCAGCCUCGCAAGAACCCGAUGCAACCUUCAGGCCAACACCUAGCAUUAACUUAACACAGAUCAACCCUAGACUAAGCGUAACCCCACCAUCAAUUGACCUAGUACCCCCUCCAGCACCAACGAAGGCGUCAGAAAAACCUAACGAUAACCAAUCAGAAGAUUCUGUUUUCAAAUUCAUCAAACGCUUCGAUCCAACAUCACCUGAUGUUCACCAAACUGCUAUGUCUAGAUCUGAGAUCAUUGACCUAAAUGGUCAUCUACCAGCUGGACCAGCCAACUCCGAAGAGGAUAGAACUCCCAGGAAACACAAAAACUUCGGCAAUAGUUUAAAUACUUUCGAAACAGACAACGACAAGUCAUUCACUGAAGGAUCUAGGUUUGAUUCAGUCAACACUAAAUCUAGUGUGACUACCGAAGAACCUAUUGCUAAAGACCAAAAUGGUAAUAUUAUCCCAGCACCUGAUAGAGUUCUAUUACCACCUAAGGAAGACACUGCAGCAAUCCCAUCUACGACCGUAGGCCCUCCAAUUUACUACGAAUGGAAGUGGGCAGUCCCGGCCUUCGACCUAGUACCUCCAAAAGAAGGUAACAAAACCAAUGGUACCAACAUACAGCAGACCAGGUCGAUACAAGGGAAGAGUCCGUUCAGCAGCGUCACGAGACCUGAACCAAAGACCACGACUCCUUUACCAAGCAACACGGAAUAUAACAUAAGUUCGUACUUCAUUCCUGAUUACGUCUUUCCACUGGAUAAGGCGCAUCCAGGGUACGAGAGCGAUGAUGCUGAGACCUCUUUUCAAGUCAAAAUAAGGCCUGGGAGGCAGAGCUUUGGGGAGAACCCCAAGUGUCCCCAAUGCCACCCUGCUUACCUCAAAGAGGGGACUUGCGAACCUUGUAUAGUUAAACGGUAACCAAUUCAGAGUCUUCUAAAAUAAUUUUAAGUCCGUUAAACUGUCACCGAAGAUAUUCUAAAUGUAUUGUUGUUUCAUUUACCUAUUUCACGAUAGGCGAAUGAUUUUUGCAUAUUUUUUAUUUCUUCUUACAAUGUAGUAAGUUAUUAACUGUUAUUUUUAGUUUUAAAAGCCAUAUUGUUACAAAAUACUGUUGGUGCGUUAUGUGUCAGAUUAACCAGAUUUGUGUUUAUGUUAAACACAAAUGUAUGCUCCGUUAACUUUAUACAAUGCUAACCUCUAGAAUUUUACAUGAUGGUGUACUAAUGAGCUAUUUCUUUAAAUUCGAAUACACUAACUUUUCGCGCUAUCCUACCCAGUGUAAAUAUAGGUAAUAUAGUAAUUUUAAGAUUACAUUGUUUACCUCCUUUUGUAAAAAAGUUGUGUUUAAACUUCUUUCUUUUUUUCUGAUAUUCCAAAUGGAACGUUCGGUAAGAGUUUAUUUGUAAGAAAAUGCCAUCGAUCGAUAAACAAGCUCUGCGCAAAUUAUAAAAUUAUUUUGUUCAAUUUAAUAAAAAAAUCAUAGUUACCAUGUCUACCUAAUCAUAAAAAUGUAAAAUACUAGAACCUACUUAUAAACCCCCAGUAAAGUAGUUUUAGAUUAGAGAAUAUUUAUACAUAAUUUUUAUACACGUGCCUAUACUAGGGCAUGCAAUUACGGUAAAACAAAAAUUACCGGUAAAAAUUCGGUAAUAAAAAUAUUUUUACCGGUAAACCGGUAAAACGGUAAUUUUUUAACUUUUUUUAAAUGUGAUAUUAUAACAAUAAGAUUGGGUAGUCUUAAAGCAAAAACUAAAUAAAUAUGCAAAGAAUAAGGUGGUAAACGUUUUUUGUGACGUGAGCCGUAACAAAAAACAUGUCAGUACCAUCCGUACGCGAUGUCGCCGACAAAAUGCAAGAGAAACGGCUGCGAUGGUACGGACAUGUAAAAAGGAGUGACGCCUGAGGACAUCGGCAGUGUGAAUGUGAUAUUCAAUCUCAUGUACCCGGUCAAAGGCGCAAUGGCAGGCCGAAACCGUGGUGGUUGACAUGAAAAUCUGCGAACUCGAAAAGGAAGAUGUCUAUUCAGGAGGAUAGAGCGAAGUGGAAGAAGGAAGAUACGGAAAGCCGACCCCGUGACAAGACGGGAUAAACGCUAAGAAUUAAAGUAAAAAAAUAUAUUUUUCAUUGAAGUGAAAGCCCUUUUUUAUGGUAAAUCAUCAAAUGACAGACUCUUUCUGUCUAAAACCCAUGUUUUUUAGUUGGCGUUUUAUGGACCAGGGUCGCGGUAACUCUUUCGAACAAUCCCGUGGCCCCGGCAGGCCUUGGCCCUGCUGGGCCCCACUGGGUUUACUGACAUCUCCCUGAGGAGCCCGUGGAACAACGCGCGCCGCUGACACUGGUCUGUUGUCUAUGCAGACGGUGGAACGAUGAGCCACCCGAACUCACCGCCCACAGACCGACGCCUACGGUGGCCGGGAGUCGUCUCUCGACCCUUGGCGCCCGUGGUAUCUUCCUGGUCCACUACAGCGGCUGGGAUGAGAGUUGCUACUCGCAGUCGCUCCGCCGUCUCCUUCUCGAGCAUGACUGCUUCGCAGAAGGAGGCGACGGCUUCCCAUUCCCUCUAGCUCCGGACCAUGGCUUGAACCAGGGAAGGACGCGAAAGGUCGCCGCUGCUUAUUGCCUCGACGACAACACGGCGGUACCCUUCCCAGGCAGUGCACACCUGGACUGUGUGCUCCACCGUGUCCUCAGAGCUGUCCGCAUGGUAGUGAAGUAAAAGCCGUUGCUCAGUAAGGUCAUAGAAUAGGUAAAAUAAGCAUUAGCUACAUUGUACCUAUUAUGAGCUGACAGCUAUGAGGAAAAACAAAAUAACCGAAUGAAUACAAUUUGUUUAGAUUUUAUAAAUUAAGAUAAGAAAGAAGAUUUGUAUCUAACCUAGAGAUAGUUAAGGACACACAAGUUCACUUUCCUAAAAAACAGCAACUUUAACACUCUAACACUACGUAAUGUAUGCAACAAUACAUUAUAUUCAGGCUACAUAACAAAGAUUUGACGUUAAAUGAACAAUUGCUAUAUUUUAUCAGAAAAACGUAAAAACCGGUAAAUUACCGGUUUCUUAUUAUUUUUACCGGUAAUUUAAAACUCGCAAAAAUGGGCGAUUUACCGGUAAAAACGAAACCGGUUAACCGGUAUUGCAUGCCCUAGCCUAUACAUACAUGCCUAAUUUAAGUUAGUUUUAUAUUAAUAAAAUAUAAUUACAACAAAAAUUG
Helicoverpa armigera (cotton bollworm) is the source of this 4246-nucleotide messenger RNA. RefSeq lists its product as uncharacterized. The transcript is spliced from 5 exons. The record is from RefSeq and is a predicted model, not a curated record. Gene Ontology annotation, cellular component: extracellular region. Lineage: Eukaryota; Metazoa; Arthropoda; Insecta; Lepidoptera; Noctuidae. Bases 417 to 1955 code for a protein of 512 amino acids. Gene Ontology annotation, molecular function: chitin binding.